Selaginella moellendorffii is the source of this 4496-nucleotide messenger RNA. Its product is annotated as cation-transporting ATPase 13A2. Gene Ontology annotation, molecular function: ATP hydrolysis activity; P-type transmembrane transporter activity; ATP binding. Gene Ontology annotation, cellular component: membrane. Lineage: Eukaryota; Viridiplantae; Streptophyta; Lycopodiopsida; Selaginellales; Selaginellaceae. The transcript is spliced from 23 exons. Bases 489 to 4283 code for a protein of 1264 amino acids. The record is from RefSeq and is a predicted model, not a curated record.
UGAGAGAUUCUCCCCCUCUCGUGGGCUAGUUAGUCUUCCACCGCGCUGUGGGGAGAGCGAAAUAUAGGGUUCUUCGCGGCGCGUCUCGUCCGGGCUAGCGGGCGGCGCUGCUCCAGGUACUGGCAUUUGGAAUUUCUGCGCUUUACGAGUGAAUCGGGAAUCGCGAAUCUAGCAGUUCGCAUUGCCUUGCUGUGCUGCUUUUGGAUUGUGGCUGGGUGAUGAUGGGAGUGUCUCCUGUGUGUGGGGAAAAUAUGCCGUGACCAGCAUCAAAGGCGUGAUUGAAUUUGCCUGUGUGGAGCAUCUGGAACAGUGAAUUCGAGUAUCAGGAGUUUCCUUUUCUGUGGCUUGGUCUCGCCCCUCUUUAUGCUUUGUUCCAGCGACUGAUGCCGUUGAAUGGAUUUCCCUAUAUAUUUGAUGCCAAGUCUUUGAGGAGCUCCAGCGAGGGUCACAAGUCUUCCUGGUGUUGUUGUUGUUGUCUGUCGUGAAAAAUGGGACGAUAUCCAUCGGGUCCAAAGAGCUGUGUGAGUGAUCCUUCGUGUGAUGUGCUCAUCACGAAGGUCACGCAUCCUGCCGUUGUGACGGUGUUUUGCUACUGGGGAUUUGUCUUGCUCGUCUGCUGUUCUUUCCAGAUCUUGAAGCUCUGGCUGAUCCGAAAGAACCCAGUCAAGCCCGUGUUUCUACGGGAAGAAGCUCCAAAGUCUUCCAGGCCUGCCACAGGCAGCGAAGGUGCCUCAAGGUUUCAAGGCCAGGAGUUCCUGCUGGAGCCGGAGGAAGCAAAAGAGCUGCUUGUGACGGGCUACACUUGGUCCUACUUUGGCGAGUUUUGCUACUGCGUGUGCUGCCUGACGUCGUUGCACUGGCUGGCACUGUAUGUCGUCAUUUUGUUCGACACGUACAACAAGUGCGACAUUGGUGGAAUUGACAAUCUCUGCUUCUUUGGCAACUAUUUUAUCUUUGGAACCUACGAGCUGAAUGCCAAGGUCUUCUUCACUGUCUGGUGGCUAUCGGUUGUGUGGUACACCACCUGGGUGCUGUUUAAAGGGAGGGUACACAACUGGUUUCGUCUUCCAUGUCCGUUGUCUCAAGCGACUGUCGCUUUUGUUUGGGCCAGAGACCGGGAAGAAAUCCUCUCAGCGAAUGCGUUUGCUCUUGUCUACAUCAUUCGUCGCUUCAAGAAUAUAAUUAUGCCUCCAGAUGCUCAGGGCCAUUUUGAGAUUGUCGAUAUCCUUGAGACUGCCUCAGGGAAACGUUAUUUUCUCUUUGAAGGGCUUCGUGUUCUCGUGGAUGGUUCGCAAAUCUCCCAUGCGCGCAUCCAAGUAGGAGCACUGCUCUCAGAUUUUCAUCAGUCUCCAACUGGGCUUAGUGCCGAGGAUUCUAGCAAUCGUUUAGAGCAUGUUGGUUUGAACAAAAUCCCGUUCGAACCCGAGCCAUUAUUUCAGAGUAUCUGCGACGAGCUCUUCACUUUUUUCCACGUCUACCAGCUCAUCAUGUACAUAUUGCAGUACUGGAACAGCUAUCUCUUCGUUGCAGCACUUAUGACCUGCAUUGUGCUGCUAAGCUCCUCGAUCACCAUCUAUACACGAAGGCGAAGCCAGUACACGAUUGCUGAGAUCACGAAAAUAAAAACGGACGCUGAGGUACUUCGGGGCGGGUCCUGGACUACCGUGGAUGCUUCUCUUCUUGUCCCUGGAGAUAUGGUCAGAGUGAAAAGCAACUGGCUUUUACCCUGUGACUUCCUUAUUCUUCAAGGUUCAUGUAUUACCGAUGAAAGCGCCUUAACAGGCGAAGCGAUGCCUGUUCAAAAAUAUGCAGCUCCUAAUGUUUCUCUUUCGUAUCAGUCACAAGGGAAUGGUGCUAGACAUACACUUUUCUCUGGUACCACCGUGUUACAAGCAGGCAGUUCUGGUGAAGAAGUUCGAGCUAUUGUUGCAGAGACAGGGAUGAACACGUCAAAGGGGCAAAUUUUAUCGUCGAUACUCUAUCCUCAAAAGAUGAUUUUCAAGUACGACGAAGAGCUGCCUAUUGUUGCCUUCUUUCUCGUUCUCUACGGUAUAGUCUGUUUCGCCAUUUCGAUUGUCUUCCAGAACCACGCCGGUGCCCAAAGUUACUGGGUCACCAAAUGGAUUUAUUGUAUGGCCAUUGUGAGUCAGAUCAUGUCCCCGCUGUUGCCCGUGGCUUUGGAAGUGGGACAACUUCAUUCAGUGGAUCGACUCAAGAGUCGCGGCAUCUUCUGCCUCAAUCCCAAACGUAUUGCUAUCGCUGGGAAAAUACGUGUGUUUUGUUUUGACAAAACUGGCACUUUAACCAAGGAGGGCCUCGACUUUGUUGGUGUCCAUUGUGUUUCCAAGGUAGAAAACGAGAACUCGGUGUUUGAACCAGUCGUCUUACAUGAGAAGCGAGAUAUUGAAAACACUACUGUGUUGCACGGACUGGCUACAUGCCAUGCGCUGUCCAAAUUUGAAGGGAUCUUCGUCGGAAAUCAAGUUGAGGUGAAUAUGUUCAAAUCUGUUGGCUGGGACUUCUAUGAACUUGACGAUCGAUCAGUGGUCGUUCGCAGUGACGAUGGAAAAGAGUUGAAGGUUGUCCGACGAAAUGAAUUCGAUCAUGCCCGAGCAACCAUGAGCGUUAUUGUUCAAGAUGAAAGGGAUGAGUUUCACAUAUACUGUAAGGGAUCCUUUGAGAGAAUCCAAGAGCUUAGUAAAGCAGGUACUUUACCUUUGGACUACAUAAGUACAGCUCAAGCUCAUGCACUAGAGGGGUGCUACGUCUUAAGUCUCGGAUACAGGAAACUGAGCCCUUCAGUGUCUCCGAAGGAUGUCCUGGCACUUUCCCGUGAAGAAGUUGAAAAAGAGCUGGAUUUUAUAGCUCUGGUUCUUUUCCGUAACGAGCUGAAACCUGGCAGCAAGGAAACUAUCAGAGCCUUGAAAGAGGGCGAGAUCCGGCCUAUCAUGCUGACGGGGGACAAUGCGCAAUGCGGACACUAUAUAGCAAAGCAGUCAGGAAUGGUGUCAUCGCACGUUCAAGUCUUGGUGGGCGACGUUGUAAAAGAAAGGCUAGUUUGGAGUCCUGUAAAAGCCGAAUCUUCAACUCACAGGAGCUUCUCAGAAGUCCUUGCGAGGCCACUUUCCACUGAAGAGAUUCUAGCACAGCACAUUAAAGGACUCGAGGGAGGCAUCAUAGAGCUCGCCGUGACGGGAAAAGCAUUCAAUUUGCUCAGGACCUCUGAAGCAAUGGACAGGCUUUUGUUACACACCCGUAUUUUUGCGCGUUUCACACCGUCUGACAAGGCGAGGGUUGCAACAAUGCUCCGAGACAGAGGCUUGAUUAUCGGAAUGUGUGGAGACGGUGGUAAUGACUGUGGAGCAUUACGGGCUGCUCAUGCUGGUAUCGCACUCAGCGAGGCUGAAGCUUCUGUUGUUUCUCCAUUCACUUCCAAAGACAAAUCAAUCGAAUCAGUUGUUGACUUGUUACGAGAGGGGCGGGCUGCUUUGCAUACAUCGUUUGCAUGCUACAAAUUUCUAAUUAUCUACGGACUCAUGUUUUCCAUCCUAAAGCUGUGUGCUUAUUGGUAUGGCAUUAUUCCAUGCCAAAUGGACUAUUUCUUUAUUGACGGUGUUGCGGUGUUAACACUCGGGUAUGCAAUGACUUUAAGCUAUCCAGAAGCUAAGCUGGGGAAGGAUCGGCCAACUUCAAGCCUGCUGGGAGCUGAAAAUGUCGCUUCCGUUUUGGGCAUUUGGAUUAUAAACCUGUGUUUUCUCAUCGCAGCAGUCGUGAUGAUGGCGAACGAUCCCAAUUAUGUCAAAUGGCCUGCUUCAUUUUCUCACGAGGCAAGCUGGUGGACACUAAGUGAUAACUGGGAGUCGACUGUGCUCUUCUUCACGAUGUACUUCCAGUUUAUAACUUCCGCAUUUGUCUUCACAUUCGGGUCGGGCUUUCGGAAGAAUGUUUUCAACAACCAUUUGCUGAUUGGAUCUUAUGCAGGGCUCGUCAUUCUGUUUUCCUUCCUCUUGCUUCUUCCACACAGCUCUCUCACCAGCUUGUGGCACGUAGCCAGCGAGCAAUUCAACAGACUUGGCACAGACUCUCCAGUUUGGAUCUUAUAUCAGAAAGCUGGAGGAAAUCCGUCACCAGCAAUGCCACUGCGCUUUCGACGGAACUUAUGGCUAAUUAUCAUCGCAAGCAUGAUUGGGAAUUGUUUGUGGCAAAAGCUUUGUGUUGACGGCUUCAUAGCAAAGACUAUAGCAAAAAACCAUCCCUCAAAACGGCCCACUUUCCAUCUGUGACGGAACCAACUAUGAUUUUCAAUUGAUCUUACGCGUAUACACAGCUUAACAAUCUUAUCUACGCAAUGCCAUGGUAUGAGAUAGCUUUUUAAAGACUAUUAAGCCUUUGUGUUCUUCGGCUAUGGUGGCCAAUACCUUGGCUAUCGAUAGCUGAUCAACACAGCGGCGUCCUCUUCUUCAUCAGCCGAUUAAACAUGACAACGCUUCCCAUCU